Brettanomyces nanus is the source of this 1692-nucleotide messenger RNA. RefSeq lists its product as uncharacterized. The record is from RefSeq and is a predicted model, not a curated record. The transcript is spliced from 2 exons. Gene Ontology annotation, molecular function: transmembrane transporter activity. The coding region runs from base 1 to 1692 and encodes 563 amino acids. Gene Ontology annotation, cellular component: membrane. Lineage: Eukaryota; Fungi; Ascomycota; Pichiomycetes; Pichiales; Pichiaceae. Gene Ontology annotation, biological process: transmembrane transport.
AUGGAAAUAACCGAGGAAAUUGAUGCUUCUCCAAAUAAGAACAGGCAGACAUCUACCUCUUCCCGGACCUACUCUAUAUCAGGCUCCGGAGAGUUGUCAUCUGAUUCGGAAAUUCAACUAAAUCUAGAUUCCGAGAAGUUUUUGCAAGAUGAAAAGAACGAAAAUCCUUUUCUUAAACCCAAAGUGGCAGAUUAUUAUAGAGAUAUCUAUGAAAAGACAAAGUAUGAGUGUAGAGGAAGAUUUGAUCCCUAUUUUGUUUGGACGAAGAAAGAACAAGAUAAAUUGAGAAGAAAACUAGACAUAAGAGUUGCUUUUUUGGCUUGUAUCAUGUUUGUUGCAUUGCAGAUCGAUCGUGGUAAUCUAUCCCAAGCUGUGGCCGAUAACAUGCUAGAUGAUUUGGGAAUGAGUACCAACCAGUACAAUACUGGUAGCACUAUUUUCUAUCUUUGUUUCCUUUCUGCAGAGCUUCCGUCUCAGUUAAUCUCCAAGAAAUUAGGUUGCGAUAUUUGGAUCCCUAUACAGAUGGUUUGUUGGUCACUUGUCAGUAUAAGCCAGUGCGGCAUGAGAAGUGCUACCGGAUUUUAUAUUACUCGUGCAUUGAUGGGUCUCUUAGAGGGGGGUUUUAUACCUGAUGAGGUUAUCUGGCUCUCUUAUUUCUAUACUGGAUCAGAAUUAAGUAUUCGUCUAUCCUGGUUCUGGACCACAUUGUCUCUUACUCAGGUUUUCUCCUCUCUUUUGGCCUAUGCAAUCUUUCACAUGAGAGGUACUGGUGGAUUGGCAGGAUGGUCAUGGUUAUUCCUGAUUGAGGGACUUUUCACUUUGGUUAUCGGUAUUAGCUCCUUCUUUCUCAUGGUUCCAUCUGCUGUCCAAACAAAAAGACCUUGGAACAAGAAAGGAUAUCUCAACGAAAGAGAAGAGAAGAUAGUUGUUAAUAAGAUUUUAAGGGAUGAUCCCUUGAAAGGAACCAUGAUGAAUAGACAAGGAUUGACGUUUAGAAUGUUUUUUGAUGCCAUAAGUGAUUAUUAUCUCUGGCCUAUUUAUUUGAUAGGUCUUGUUGCAUACAUUCCAGCAGGAACCUUGGAUGCUUACCUAACAUUGGUUUUGAAAAGUAUGGGAUAUUCCACUUUUAAUGUCAAUUUAUUGGCAAUACCUUAUUACAUUCUUAAAGUCAUUUUACUAUUAUCAGUGACUUGGUUCAGUGAGAGAGUGAAGUCAAUUUUCAACGUUGCACUUUUACAACCACUUUGGGCUAUUCCAUUAAUUGGCGUUUUAAGAUGGUGGAAUGGCUCAUUUUAUGAAAAAUGGCCCACAUACAUUAUUCUUAUUAUGAUUUUAGCCACUCCAUACAUCCAUGCAAUGAUGGUUUCUGCAUGUUCUCGAAACUCUCAAGGCGUUAAAACAAGAACUGUUUCUGCUUCACUUUACAACAUGUUUGUUCAAGCUGGAUCCAUUGUUGCAUCCAACAUCUACAGAACUAACGACAAACCUUUUUAUCACAGGGGAAAUACAGUUCUUUUUGGUUUGGCCUUUGCGAUGAUCCCCAUUCUAGUUGGUACUAAGCUAUUCUACGUUUUUACCAAUAGGAAAAGAGAAAAAGUAUGGAAUUCAAUGACUUCAGGGGAAAGAGAGACAUACAUUUUAACCACUAAAGAUAGUGGCAAUAGAAGGCUCAACUUUCGAUUUGCACAUUGA